GUCACGCCUUGCGCUUCAAUUUAAAUCAUAUAAAAGACUGGUGGCUACGUUCACCAAAUCAGACUUUAAACUCACUCCAUUUGGAAAAGACUUAUUCAAAGCCCAAAACAAAACCAACAUGUUCAAAUUCGCCGUUGUCAUCUUCACUGUCAUCGCCUGCGCUGUAGCCAAGCCUGCUCCAGGACUUCUUGCAUCACCAUUUGCAUACUCUGCCCCAUUGGUUGCUGCUGCUCCAGGAGUUGUCACUGCCACAAGUAGCCAAGUGAUCGCCAGGAACUACAAUGGAAUCGCCACCGCUCCAGUGUAUGCUGCCGCUCCUGUUGCCAAAUUCGUUGCUGCUCCCGUUGCUGCUCCAUUAGCUGCUGCUCCUCUCGCUGCUGCACCAUUGGCAGCCAAGUAUGUAGCAUCACCAUUCGCUAGCCCGCUGGCUUACUCUGCACCUUUGGCCGCUGCUCCUUUCGGUUAUGCUUCCGCCUACGGAUACGCGUCCCCUUUGAGCUACGCUUCUGCUCCACUUUUAUUGUAAAAAUAGAAACAAGUAGAAAAAGAUGACAAGGAAAAUAAAUGAAUUUGCUGGAACACUU
Eupeodes corollae is the source of this 584-nucleotide messenger RNA. RefSeq names its product cuticle protein 16.5-like. Lineage: Eukaryota; Metazoa; Arthropoda; Insecta; Diptera; Syrphidae. The record is from RefSeq and is a predicted model, not a curated record. The transcript has 2 exons. Bases 119 to 526 code for a protein of 135 amino acids.